This is a messenger RNA of Acanthamoeba castellanii str. Neff, 1548 nucleotides long. Its product is annotated as cyclin, Nterminal domain containing protein. Bases 1 to 1548 code for a protein of 515 amino acids. The transcript has 12 exons. The record is from RefSeq and is a predicted model, not a curated record. Lineage: Eukaryota; Discosea; Longamoebia; Acanthamoebidae. Gene Ontology annotation, cellular component: plasma membrane.
AUGGCGACGGCGAUCUGGUACCACUCCACCGCAGGCCAAGACGCCACCCCCGUUUUGUUCGAAAUCUUUGACGAGCGCGAGUACCCCAUUGUGAAGGGUCCCGUGGAUGUGAGCGCCCCAACGCAGAAGGACAUCUAUCGAUUCGUCUUCAGCAUAUUCAAGGCAGAGAAGCUGCCCGCCGAGUGUGCCAUCCUCUGUCUGGCCUACAUCGAAAGGCUGAUCGCCAAUACCAAGAUCACCCUCCACGGGACCAAUUGGAGACGCGUCACGCUCGGCGCACUCAUCUUGGCCUCCAAGGUGUGGGAAGACCAGGCCGUGUGGAAUGUGGACUUCCUCUCGGUCUUUCCCAACGUGAACGUGAACGACCUGAACAAGCUCGAGAAGUAUUUCCUGGGCCUGCUCACCUACAACGUCUCUCUGAAAGCAUCCGAGUACUGCAAGUACUAUUUUGAGCUGCGCGAGCUGGCCGAGAAGGACUCGAAGAGCUUCCCUCUCCUGCCGCUCACCACGGCGGAUGCCCAGCGCUUGGAGCAACGUGCUAUCGAGACAGAGAGAAGGGUCAAGAAGCUGCAGCGCACGUCGAGCGCCGAUGCCUUGCCCCUCAAGUCUCCUCGCGCCUUACACUACGAGGGAACGUGUGUAUGGGUGCUGCUGCUCCUCCCUGCUCUCGACUCGAGCCAUGUUGUCUGGUGGCAACCCGGCCUGAGGGCGCGGGAGGCCAGCGACGAUCAGAUCACUCCCUCGGCGCCCAAGCUGAGCCUGCGAGACGGAGGAGCGAACGCCACAGCAGCGCCCUCCCCGGCCAAGAAGUCGGCCCUCCCGCGCCAUCUCCAGACCCUGCACUUCAGGCGAGAGAAGUCCAACUCCACCAGCUCCCUCUAUGUAAAUAGCACCAUCAGCGCGCCCAACCUCGACCAAUAUGGCGACGGCGAUCUGGUACCACUCCACCGCGGCCAGGACGCCACCCCCGUUUUGUUCGAAAUCUUUGACGAGCGCGAGUACCCCAUUGUGAAGGGUCCCGUGGAUGUGAGCGCCCCAACGCAGAAGGACAUCUAUCGAUUCGUCUUCAGCAUAUUCAAGGCAGAGAAGCUGCCCGCCGAGUGUGCCAUCCUCUGUCUGGCCUACAUCGAAAGGCUGAUCGCCAAUACCAAGAUCACCCUCCACGGGACCAAUUGGAGACGCGUCACGCUCGGCGCACUCAUCUUGGCCUCCAAGGUGUGGGAAGACCAGGCCGUGUGGAAUGUGGACUUCCUCUCGGUCUUUCCCAACGUGAACGUGAACGACCUGAACAAGCUCGAGAAGUAUUUCCUGGGCCUGCUCACCUACAACGUCUCUCUGAAAGCAUCCGAGUACUGCAAGUACUAUUUUGAGCUGCGCGAGCUGGCCGAGAAGGACUCGAAGAGCUUCCCUCUCCUGCCGCUCACCACGGCGGAUGCCCAGCGCUUGGAGCAACGUGCUAUCGAGACAGAGAGAAGGGUCAAGAAGCUGCAGCGCACGUCGAGCGCCGAUGCCUUGCCCCUCAAGUCUCCUCGCGCCGUGCUCAACUAG